AUGCGAUCUGUCUCAUGGCACCGUGAUCUCCGAGCCGCGCUUGGCGUGGGGCUGGUCCUUCUAACUGCCCGGGUGGCCUUCACCGGAUGGCAGGCGCCUAGCGCUGCCGGGCGGCGCGCCGUGUGGUGCCGCAACUCCGCCACGCCGCGGCAGGCGGCGCUGGCGCCGGAGGUGACGAAGCUGUUCUUCCAAAAAGCCAAGGGCGACCAGGAGGAAGCCGUGCGGUUUCAGGUAGCAUCUUCCGUAUCUGCUGUGGCUGAAGUGUAUGCGUCCUUGUUGCUGCGACGUCGGCGGCAGAAACCUGGAAGUCGCUCCGUGAUUUUUGUUCCACAGCUGAGCCGGGGCGAGGAAAUACAUCGAGUGCUUCAGGAGCAUGGGUUGAAAGCCUCCUUGCUCUCACACCGGUCCACGGAGACGAGCCCUUUCGACUCGGUAAUAGUGUGCCUCUAUGGAUCCAUCCAUCGAUUGGCAGGUUGUCGUUUCGAUGUGAAGAUCAUCGACGAAGCCUUUGGCCUGCGGCAUUCCACGAAGACCAAGGCCAAGGUCCAGGCUGUUCCUGCCAGUCUGGUGGCCGAAUUUUCCUUCACCUUUGGCACAGAAGAGGUGGACUACAGGUAUUCCAUGCACCAAGCCCUGGACGCAGAUGAACUCCAUCCCGUGGACUGCUUUGGUUUGCCCAUCGCAGCCCCAAGUGGUGUUGGGCGGCGGAAGAUGGUGGCAGACUGGAUCCAGCGGCAGCAACACAAUUGGCCGGGAAACACCCGUGCGGUGCUGUUUUACCAGGCCCAGGCAGCGGCCGAAUUUGCUGAGAUGUUGAAAGGCCUUGGGGUUGAGGCUGGAUACCAUGAUGCUUGCAAGCCCCAUGGGCCAGAGGUUGGCAGCAAGCAAGUGUUGUGUUUGGCCAGGGGUCAAGCCACUGACUUUGGAGUUAAGGGCGUGCAAACUGUAAUCCUUGCAGAGCCCACACGCCAGCCCAGCUCACUGAAAUAUCUGCAACAUUUGCUGCAAAAUGUUUGGAGGGACAAAUUUCACAGGCGAAGAUGGCUCAUCGAGGUUCUGGACGGCAAUGGCAGAGAUAGCACCGUUCAAAACCGCAUGAAGGCCUAUUCCGACCACCUAUCAGCCUUGACGGAGCCGGGCCACAUCCUGUCCCCGCUGUCCCGAACUUCCCCACAGUUGCUGGACCUCUGUGGUCGGAGCUUUCCGCUGUUGCGGUCGAAUUUGCGGAGUCUGUUGCGGGCUCAGGGUCGAGCAGAUGAGCCCAGAUGGCUCCAGAGCUUGUACGCAUGGCUGCUGGAACAUCAGCGCAAGCCACGGAGACAUGUGGACCUGGAGGAAAGUCUUCAGGCAGAGAGGCUGAACAGAGGCUACCGCUAUGUGCGCCAGAAGCUGUUUAAUAAGAAGGAGGAAGAACUCUUUGACGCCUGCACCAGCCUAUUGGGUUGCCGCCCCUGGAUGCAGAACCUCUCCGAUUGGGUAGUCGAACAGGGUCGCCUACCACAAAGUCGGUCCACGGAUGCAGAAGAAAGGAAGCACGCCAAGAGGUGGCAGAAUGCACAAAGGUAUCUUCAAACGGGACAGCUGAAUGCUGCAGAGACACAACUCUUUGAGAGUCGCGUUGGAAAUCUUUCCCAGGGCGCUCAAGCGCCUGUCCGGGAAUGGAUGCAGAGUUUGCAUUCAUGGCUGAGGGACCACGGCCAGACCCUGAAGGCAUCAGAUCCGGAAGAAAAGCUACAGACUAGCAGGCUGAAGAAAGCAAAGGAAUAUGCCAAGGCCGGCAAGCUGAAUGCGGCCGAACAGCAGCUGUUCCAUGAAAUCUUGGCCGCUCGCCGUGGAUUCCAUGGAUCACGGCCGUGGAUCCAAAAUCUGACCGCUUGGGUGAGGCGCAUGGGCUCCAAACCCCGUAGAGGCGCCGAGAAUCCGCUGGAACGGAUGCAGGCGACGCGCUGGAGCCGAGCCCAAGGCUUGUUGAAACUGGGGCAUCUCACGGCAGCGGAGGCGCAGCUGUUUCUGGAGACUCAGCGGUCUAUUUCCGAAGCUUCGCAGCGCGGCUGGCUGAAAUCCUUGCACGACUGGGUGAGAGAUGCUGGUCGCAGGCCCAGGGACUCCGUGGAAUCCGAGAGGAGACAGGCGACGAGGUGGAUCCAGGCAGCAGCUUAUGUGAGGACAGGAAAGUUCAAUGAAGAAGAGAAGGACCUCUUCCUUCGCUGCCAGGAAAUCGCCAAAGCACAUAAGGCUAAUAUGGACACCAAGGUCCGGGACUGGCUCCAGAGUUUGCAUGCCUGGGUGACCAGCCAUAACAAGCCUCGCUGGAACGCCUCAGACCCAGAAGAAAAACUGCAGGCGCAGAGGCUAAAGACUGCCCAGCAACGAUUGAAAGCUGGAAAACUGAACUUGGCUGAAGAACGGCUGUUUCAAAGCUGCGUAACUUUUUUGCAGUCAAGUGCCUGA
This is a messenger RNA of Cladocopium goreaui, 2451 nucleotides long. Lineage: Eukaryota; Dinophyceae; Suessiales; Symbiodiniaceae. The record is from the annotation of a GenBank genome assembly.